ACGCCUCCGACUCGAUCCGCGCGAGCCCCGUCUUCGCCAUGGAGAGCUUCCAGUUCAUUGAUCCGAGUGAUCAGCUCUUCCAACAGACGUCUGGAAAGAUCCUUCAUCAAUUUAUCAUGGUCACCGUACACCUACGCACCGAUCGGCCAGGACAGCUCCUGUGGACAUACUUCCGUGUCGACUUCGACAACAACCCCUACCCGAGCGGACGCCACAUCGUAGGCCUUUCCGACGAUCACGAAGGCUUGCGCGGGCAUUCGCGCGGGCUCGGCCGCCUUUCAGGGGCAGACCAGCCAGUAGAGAACGGGCCGUCCCUGGAUGACAUCGCGUCCUUACUCGAGGUUGUACACCAUCGCCGCAUGCUCAGGGGUUACAACGGGUUCUGCAGGGACAGCCUGUGGCUCACGGAGAACCUCCUCCUGUCUACAGCCCGGAAGUACUCGCAGCACUGGCUUGCGGGUCCUUCCAAGCCGGAGGCACUGAGGACGUACGCCGAAUACAUGAUCCUGUAUGAUCAAGACCCCGUUACACAGUCCUUGGUAGGCAUGGGAACUCGACCCGUGCGACAUCCCGACCGCAUCAAGUUGCAUGACGAAGACGUCCGUAUAAUUCUCGAGGAGUGGAUUCCUUCUACGAAGGCGGGGUUCAUCUAGCAUCGCCAUUUGGGAUUACUGCAAUGACAGUCUGUCGUUGGAUCGCGAAUGCGUGUUUGAUACGGAAGGUUGUAACAAGUUCGAGAGAAGGUCACCGUAGUGAUCCAUCGUGCGGGCUAUAUGCAUAUGGAGUGUACACUAGACUUACCUGCAUGUUUCGACCCGACGCGCUUGCACGUCUUCCUGCUUAACUCCUCCUAGUGAUGGUAUUGAAUCGCUC
Rhodofomes roseus is the source of this 873-nucleotide messenger RNA. RefSeq lists its product as uncharacterized. The transcript has 2 exons. Lineage: Eukaryota; Fungi; Basidiomycota; Agaricomycetes; Polyporales; Fomitopsidaceae. Bases 39 to 653 code for a protein of 204 amino acids. The record is from RefSeq and is a predicted model, not a curated record.